Messenger RNA from Nelumbo nucifera (sacred lotus), 1196 nucleotides. Its product is annotated as nudix hydrolase 22, chloroplastic-like. Gene Ontology annotation, molecular function: coenzyme A diphosphatase activity. The record is from RefSeq and is a predicted model, not a curated record. NCBI's taxonomy places the organism in Eukaryota, Viridiplantae, Streptophyta, Magnoliopsida, Proteales, Nelumbonaceae. Gene Ontology annotation, biological process: coenzyme A catabolic process.
UACAAGUUAGUUUAUCCCGUAUCAUGAAUUUCCAAAACAUCUUUGAUCUGACGUGAAAUAGCUUCUGAUGUAGGCUCGUCUCAGUGGUUUGUACAAGGAGACACUAGUUCCGCAAAAACUUAUGAGAGCUCAUCACGCCUCCUCUCAUUCGAUUCCGACAAUUCGGAAGAUUCAGAUACAUAUCAGCGAAUGGCUAGCACUCCAUCAUCCACCUCUUCAAGCUCUGUCCCCGUGCUCAUGGAUUCGAACUUCUCUCCAGAAUCUCAAAGACUUUGGGAAUUAGCUCAACAGCUCCGUCUCUACAAGCCUCCUCCUUCCACCGACGACGAGGACGAGAUCGAAGAAAACACAGGGAAGGUCGUUUCUCAGGUGGGUUUUUCGCAAUCUGCAACAUCUAUUACUCAGUCCGAAAGAUUCAGACCGAAGAGAGCAGCCGUCCUUGUUUGCCUAUUCGAAGAUGAUGUUGGAGAUCUCCGAGUCAUCCUCACUAGGCGCUCGAAGAGACUCUCCACUCACUCAGGUCAAGUUGCUUUGCCAGGAGGGAAAGCUGAGGCGGGUGAUGCAAAUGACACAGAUACAGCUUUGAGGGAAGCCAAGGAAGAGAUAGGGUUGGAUCCUUCCCUUGUUAAUGUUGUGACUGUUCUCGAGCCCUUCUUGACUAGGGAUUUUCUGAGAGUUAUUCCUGUGAUUGGUAUACUUUCCAAUAGGCAAUCAUUCAAGCCCACUCCUAAUGCUGGAGAGGUGGAACUGGUAUUUGAUGCACCUUUAGAAAUGUUCAUCAAGGAUGAGAACCGGACCGCAGAACAACGAGAAAGAAUGGGGCACAAGUAUCUGAUUCAUUUCUUUGAUUAUGAAACAGAGAACAAGAAAUUCAUAAUAUGGGGUUUGACUGCUAGGAUCUUGAUUCAUGCUGCAUCAGUUGUGUACCAGCGGCCACCUCCCUUUCUGGAGCAGAAUCCAAAUUUCAAAUUUAUUUGGUCUGUUACUCCAAAUGCCACCCUGCCCUGAAUCUGUAUUAGUAGUCACCAUAACCUGCAUUGGUUGGAUCCUGAUUUAUUCAAAGACAAAUGGUUGACAUAAACCUAUGGACUGUACUUUCCAUCUUAAAUCAAAUUGCAGGUGGGGAUAUUCCUACUAUCCGGACUUCUAGAAUGAAUUUGCACAUAUUUGGUGAUGUCAUGACAUCUUAAGAUCAA